AUGGUCUCGGUGUCGGUGCCAGUUGGUAUAAUGGAGGUAGGCGCCGUUUCCGAAGUGGUGGAAGUGCUGGUGAUCGCGGGCACGAGAGUCACAGACGUGGUUUGGGUAGAGUUCGCAGUCACGAACUCUUCGCUUGUCGAUGAGGCCUCGCUAGUAGGCACAGUUAUCGUGGCCGAGCUCGAGCCGACAGGCACAACAGUAACGGAGACAGACGUCGAAAGUUCCGAAGUGGACGACCCGCUGGACGUAACUGAGCUCGUGACAUCUGGCAUAACACUCAUAGAUGCAGACGUGGAUAAUGCGGAAGUGGACGACCCGCUUGAUGUAGCUGAGCUCGAGACGUCUGGCACAACAGUCACAGAUGCAGAGGUGGAAGACUCCGAAGCGGGCACCGCGGUUGAGGUGGUCGCAGUGCCUGCGGUGAUUUCCGCCGUUGCACUUGAUCCAGUAGAGGUGGUUUCGGUGGACACGAUAGCCGUAUCGGAGGUCGUUCGGCUAGAUGGACUUGUUGCACUACUUUCAGUUGAGGUAACAGACGUCCCCGAUAUUGUUCCACUAGGCGCGCUUGACGUAGCAGUCUCAGUGGUUGACGGCACGGUCGCAGUAGGAACACUGCCCGUGCUCACUGCAGUAUUGUCUGUCGUUAAUUGGACACUGCCAGACACUGUGAUGCUCGACACAGAAGCAGUGAGGCUCGGGUCAACGCUCGCAGAGACGCUCAAGGUGGUGGACGGGACUGUCGUUGGGAUAGUGGCGGCCGCAAGAGCUGACGACUCGGACGCAGAUACAGAAGCCUGGACAGCCGACUGCGAGGACGAGAUUGAGGCCAGAACCGAAGCUUCGGAAGCCAGAAUCGAUGAUGCAUCUGUCGUUACCGGUACGGGAACCAGAACAGUCGUGGAAGAUCCCGUGCUUGUGCUCGUUGUAAACAGGGGAGCCGGGUUGAUCACAGACCCUGCUGUCAGCGAGGCUGAGCCUGUCGAAGUGCUAAUCGGUGGGCUUGAAGAGCUAGCUCCGGUGCUGGCUAUUGAGCUGACGGUCGCCGACAGAUCCGUAGCCGUAGAGGCGGAGAUGGAGACGGAUGCAGAAGCUGUAUCUGACGCAGUGGGCACGCUGGUGACUACACUAACAGGCACAGAGCUUGUUGGGCUGGCUGAGACCGUUAGCGGGCCAGAUGAGGUAACCACACUACCAGUGUCUGCAGUCAGAGAUGUGGAGCUUCCUGACACGGCCAGGACACUUGAAGUGCUGACACUUGCAAUACCCGUGGCAGACUCUGUCGCGGUGCUCGUCGAGCUUACGGCCGCAUCCGAGCCGGAGAAAGUGCCAGAAGCGCUCGUGGCGACCCCUGAAGGGCUAAGUGAAGUGUCACUUGUGACAACUGCCACACUGGCCGGCGUGGGGCUCGCUGAUGCCACGCUUGCAGUAUCUGAAGACGUGGAGGAGCUUGUAAUUGGGACGGCAGUUGUGCCGAAUGCCGUAGUGUCUGCGGGCAGCGUAGACCCGGUAGCGCUCGGGUCAGUUCCGCUGCUGAUAAUGACGGACGUCGCCGUAUCCGUAGGCGGAGCGGUGUCGGUGGUAGUUGUGCCAGUUACUGUUGGUACGCUUGACAGGGAAACGGUAACUGUAGCGUCAGAGGUGCCUGUCGCUGAGGCCUCGCUAGACAGAGGUGCUGGUUCAGUGCUUGCUGCAUUGCUGGUCGACGGCAUCACUGUGGUCGUGACAGAGAGAGCUAUAGAGUCAGUAGCUGUCGUUCCAGUAGCCUCAGUAGUGUCUGUGACAGAAGCCUGGCUAGAUGCCACAGUGUCGGUCACCGAUACUCCGCUGACAUCAGAAACACUGGCGAUGCGUGAACCGGUUGCCACCCCAGACGCACCGGCAUUAGCCGUUCCAGAGCUGCUGAUCGUGGUACUGGCAGCAGUGCCAUUCGUCGCGGCGGCUGUUGGCGGAGCUGACUGGAGCGUUGUUGCACCAAGGGUAGCGCUCUCGACAGUUGUCGUGGUCAACGUGACAGAAACGUCAGCGCCGCUGAGCGUAGAGCUGACAGCCGCUGUAGUAUCGCUGGGUGCGGUUGAGGACUCCACUGCGGUAUCUGCCGCAGCAGUUGCUAAGGAGGUCGCUGUAGUAUCGCUGGGUGCGGUUGAAGAGUCCGCAGCGGUAUCCGCUGUAGUAGUUGCUGAGGAUGCCGCUGUGGGAUCGCUGGACGCGGAUGACGUGGCCACAGUGGUCUCCGGCGCAACAGUCACUGAGGAUGCCGCUGUGGGAUCGCUGGACGCGGAUGACGUGGCCACAGUGGACUCCGGCGCACCAGUCACUGAGGAUGCCGCUGUGGCAUCGCUGGACGAGGACGACGUGGCCACAGUGGUCUCCGCCGCAGCAGUCACUGAGGAUGCCAUGGUAGUACCGCUCGCUGUGGAGGAUGAGCCGACAGUGAUAUCCGCAGCUGCGGAUGAUGAGGACGAUGCUGCAGACAAGACCGUGCUGCUACUACUGUCUGUGGCCGCGGCUGUAGUGAUCAACGAGACGGACGUUGAGCCCGUGGCAGUGCUAGUGAUGGUAAUUGUAGUACUGCCAGUCAACGCAAUCGUAGUGGUAAGAGACGCAGCAGAUGCAGUAUUCGCGAUGGAGGACACGGAAUCCGAGCUUGUUAGUGUAGAGCUAACGUCGACGACUGUGGAGAUCUCUGCAGAGGACGACGCGGUGGAUGACAACACCGUGUCGACACCAACGGUGACUGCUCCAGUGUACGAGCUUGUCGAUGUUGUCGAGUCUAUAGCAGAUGUGCUUGUAGUGAUGUCCGUUAUAGAGGCUGAGCUGGACGGCUGGACACUCUCGGAUACACUGCCGGCAGAAACGCCGCUUAAGCUCGCCGAAGCUGCUAGUCCAUUAAUCGCCGCUAGGUUGGAAGACGUGGAAGUCGCUAGCGCCGUGGAUGAGCUUGACGACAAGGUCAACGGAGCUUCGGAAAGGCUCGCGGCAACUGACGACACGUCUGAAGAGACACCGCUGAUGGAGCUUGCAAUUGUCGACGUUGUGGGUACGGAGCUUGUUGGCGAGACUGUGCUGCUUGCCGAUGUAGAAGCUGACCCACUACUGAUCGUUGGGGACACGAUGGAAGAUGGGACGCUGCUGCCUGAUGCUACCGUACCAACGCUUAGGCUAGCUGUAGUUGCAAGUGUCGAGCUAGAAGUUAACGCGCCUAGAUCCGAGGACGCAGAGCCACUGCUAGCCGGAGAACCAGACACCGCGGCGGUGCUGCUCGAAGAUGCAGAGCUCGCGCUCGACGUCAAUGAUGCCGGAUCUGAUGAGCUCGCGCCUGAGGUCGGACCCGGAAUGGAAGAGGUGGUGCUAGAGCUAGAAGCCAGGCUAGAGGUCGAGGCGAAGCUACUGGAUGUCGUGCUACUUGCGGAUGAUACUGCUGUGACUACAGCAGAGCUGGUGCUCGACCCCACGAAGGGCGCGAGAAGACCGUUCAGAAAGCCAGUUGAAGAAGCCGUGGAACUAGAGACCGCCACGCUAGAGGAUGACACCGGAGUGGAAAAACUGCUUGUGCUUGGUGCGGGUCCGAAACUGCUCGGACUUAAGCUCGAUGGAGCCGCAAUGGACGAGCUUGAAAACAGUACACUGUUCGACGUUGUUAGCGCCGCCGAAGAGCUUGUUGGGGAGAUGGUCUCCGUGUAG
Messenger RNA from Baudoinia panamericana UAMH 10762, 3681 nucleotides. RefSeq lists its product as uncharacterized. The transcript has 3 exons. Lineage: Eukaryota; Fungi; Ascomycota; Dothideomycetes; Mycosphaerellales; Teratosphaeriaceae. The coding region runs from base 1 to 3681 and encodes 1226 amino acids. The record is from RefSeq and is a predicted model, not a curated record.